GGCUCUUGACCGCUGCAAACGCGCUGUGUGGGAGGGAGAAUGACAGCGGCUCUGUGCCUCUUCUCUUCACCUUGUGCGGGAGGAUAUUUACACCGGAGAACCCAAACAACACCACACGUAUGAUGAGAAUGCUUUUUAUGCAAAGAAGGGUUGUGGUUACAUGGAGUAGCUAACAUGCCAAUAAGGGAGGAAAGACACAUCUAAUUGUUCGGGGAUCAUAUUUAUGACACUGUUAAAGAAGGCCUUUUCAGAUAUUCAAGGCCAAAAGAGGGACUAUGGGCUCAAAAGGAGUAGAGAGACGUAAACAGGCCACCCCUGGCCAGACUCCUGAGGGCAAUGUGGUGAUGAGCUUUAGUUUCGAGAGCUAUCAGCUGGAGGAAGAGGACUGUCAGGUGAAAGAAAUCUCAGAUAAAGGAGUGCUGGCCCUUUCAGAACCUGCGUUUGAAGAACCUAUUCCAGAUGACCGUUACCAUAGGAUCUAUUUUGCCAUGCUCCUGGCUGGAGUGGGCUUCCUGCUGCCUUACAAUAGCUUCAUUACAGAUGUUGACUACCUGCAUCAUAAAUUUGAAGGAACAUCCAUUGUGUUUGACAUGGGUUUAACAUAUAUACUUGUGGCCCUAGUGGCUGUGAUCCUAAACAAUGUCCUGGUGGAGAUGCUGAGCCUGCACACCAGGAUCACUGUGGGUUACCUCUUUGCACUUGGACCUCUGCUUUUUGUCACUAUUUUUGAUGUGUGGCUGGAGAGGUUCACCACAAAGCAGUCGUACGUCAUCAAUCUGAUGUCUAUGGGUACUGUGGCCUUUGGAUGUACAGUGCAGCAGUCCAGUUUCUAUGGAUACAUGGGGAUGCUUCCCAAGCGCUACACACAGGGCGUGAUGACCGGAGAGAGCACGGCAGGAGUGAUCAUUUCACUCAGCCGUAUCUUCACCAAACUACUGAUCAAAAAUGAGAGGAAGAACACCAUCAUCUUCUUCACCAUUUCCAUCUGUAUGGUGCUACUGUGUUUUAUCCUGCACAUAGUGGUGCGAAGGACACGCUUUGUCCAGUACUACACGGGUCUGGUGCGACAGGGCCUGUCCCACGCCAAAGACCACUCACACAACGGAACCCAGUACCAGGUCCACCAUGAUGUCAUUACAGAAGAAGUAAGAUUUGGUAAUGGCGCAGUGGGCUCUUCCCCAACUGAAGACGGCUGCACAGAUUUUGCUGGAGGAAACACUUACGUAAGGUUUGAUGUGCCCAAACCAAAGAUUAAACAGAGCUGGCCAGGCAUCAAAGGCAUGAUCCUGCAUCGUUAUGUGGUCGCCCGUGUGAUCUGGACCUACAUGCUGUCUAUUGCUGUCACUUACUUCAUCACGCUGUGUCUUUUUCCUGGACUGGAGUCGGAGAUCAGGAAUGUCACACUGGGGGAAUGGCUGCCCAUCCUGAUCAUGGCCAUCUUCAACAUAUCUGACUUUGUGGGCAAAAUCUUGGCAGCCGUGCCGUAUGAAUGGAACGGAACUCGUCUUCUCUUCUGCUCGUGUGUGCGAGUAGUUUUCAUCCCUCUGUUCAUCAUGUGUGUGUAUCCGGCUCAGAAGCCCACCUUCAGCCACCCGGCAUGGCCUUGCAUCUUCUCUCUCCUCAUGGGCGUCACUAAUGGCUAUUUUGGCAGUGUUCCCAUGAUUCAUGCUGCAGGCAAGGUGGCACCUGAGCAGAGGGAACUAGCAGGGAACAUAAUGACUGUGUCCUACAUGUCUGGACUGAUGUUGGGCUCUGUGGUUGCCUAUGCUGCCUACAGUUUUACUGCUUCAGGCUCCAGCCUCCACUCAGAGACUGGCUAUAACUUUACCCAGGGGUACUAGUACCUUAGUCCAAGCCAAAAAAACAUGUCUGUUCCUGUCAUCAGUCUCGUCAGGUGGCACCUUUGCCACUCUGUGUAGCAUCUCUGCAGUCCCCAUAAAUCAGACUUCUGCUGCAGGCUUCUUUGGGCACACCUGCAAUGCUGUGUGCCUGUGAAUGUAGUCAAAUGGAUGAAGAAACAAGCUUUGACACUGUAAAGAGUUAUAUAUGUGUGCUUAGUUGUGUUGCCUCUUCUUGUUCUCUGAGAGUGCUUUUUUCAUGUUGCCAAAAGUUUUUUGGCGCGUUACAGAUGCCAAACGUCAGCUGUGUGGUGAUAAAGCCGGAGUGAAUACAUUUGAUGUUUCUCCUGAUUUAAUGUCUGACUCCACAUUCUGUGGUGCUGUAUAUGGUAUGACAGACAAACAUGAACAUUUAUGAGUAUAUUCUGACAGGUCUGAAGAACUGUACUGAAUGAGGGUCAUUUAUGUCUGGAUGCAUGUAAAAGAGAUUUGCCGAAAAGAAAACCAUAAUCUUUUGAGUGCAAUAUGGAUACUGGACCUUUUUGCUAAAGCUAAAAGAAUGUAAACGUCUCAUGAAGUUAAUGCAAUGAAGUCAUCUUCAUUUAGGGUGUAACUAUUAGGCCUAUUUUAAAAAUGCUGUAAUAAAACCAGAAAUCCAUUUUCAAUUGGCAUGAUCCUUACAUGAUUACAAGAUUAGUUGUGAUAUUUAAUAAACCAGAUUGUAUCUUGC
Sinocyclocheilus rhinocerous is the source of this 2568-nucleotide messenger RNA. RefSeq names its product equilibrative nucleoside transporter 4-like. NCBI's taxonomy places the organism in Eukaryota, Metazoa, Chordata, Actinopteri, Cypriniformes, Cyprinidae. Gene Ontology annotation, biological process: nucleoside transmembrane transport. Bases 276 to 1841 code for a protein of 521 amino acids. The record is from RefSeq and is a predicted model, not a curated record. Gene Ontology annotation, cellular component: plasma membrane. Gene Ontology annotation, molecular function: nucleoside transmembrane transporter activity; monoamine transmembrane transporter activity. The transcript has 11 exons.